CACAGCAGGUCCCCCACCCGACGCCGGCUUGGAUCAAUUAUAUGCAAUGUUUGGCCCCAGCCUUGUUUUCCGUUGGAGCAAUCUCAAGUCGACAAGGGCAGACAGAGGUCGGUCCCACCCUCUAGGCCAAACAGUGAGGCUGUUCUCUGUUCUCCGGGUCCGUUGCGGUUGCAUUUGCUCGUGCUGCGUCCAUGAUAUGUACGGGGUUGAAGAAGGAGGCGUCCAAUGGAAGGGCACUGAGAAGCAGAAGUGGGAUAUUGCGCAGUCAACCUGAUGCACUUGGCAGCCGCCGUUGGUACCGGCCUGCAGAUUGACUGAUUUUCACGACGCUUUCCAGCAGCAUUGCGGCAGAGAUGGAGGGCCGGUGGCUUGUCUGCUUGUCCAUCAGUGUGAGGCCAAGGCGGUCCAAUGGCCCUGAUGAUUCGAUUUGUUUCGAUUGUGUUGGAGCAGAAGAGCAAGGGGGUGUGACUUGCUGCUUGUUGCUGUUGUUGUGGCUGUUGCUGUUUUUGUUGAUGUUGUUUAUUAUUCGGGGGCUGCAUCAUCAUCUCUGCCGUUGCGUCUGUCCAUCCAUCCAUCAUUUCGUCCAUCCACCCAUCCACCCAUCCACCCAUCUUCACGGCAAGGCCUCGAAACAUCCCCGGCGCUGCUUUUCCCUCUCGGUGGCCUCUUGUCUCGGAGAUGAACGGCCGCGUGAUGCCCCCAAACACACAAUUCACUGGUGUUGCUGUAAACCCUGGGCGAAGGACGGGCCGUCCAGGCGCUGUCAUUGGCCCGCUAACGACGCAAGGGAUACGAGGUACUUGUACACGUGCCUGGCCACGUACACAGUCUGCGGCCGUUGAUUCUCCGCCGCGAGUCCAGACUAUACUACACGUAGG
This is a messenger RNA of Trichoderma harzianum CBS 226.95, 878 nucleotides long. RefSeq lists its product as hypothetical. Bases 354 to 842 code for a protein of 162 amino acids. The transcript is spliced from 2 exons. The record is from RefSeq and is a predicted model, not a curated record. NCBI's taxonomy places the organism in Eukaryota, Fungi, Ascomycota, Sordariomycetes, Hypocreales, Hypocreaceae.